This is a messenger RNA of Penicillium argentinense, 1515 nucleotides long. RefSeq lists its product as uncharacterized. The transcript has 8 exons. The record is from RefSeq and is a predicted model, not a curated record. Gene Ontology annotation, cellular component: Cul4-RING E3 ubiquitin ligase complex. NCBI's taxonomy places the organism in Eukaryota, Fungi, Ascomycota, Eurotiomycetes, Eurotiales, Aspergillaceae. Gene Ontology annotation, molecular function: protein binding. Bases 1 to 1515 code for a protein of 504 amino acids.
AUGCUGGCGACAAGUCUGGAAGACAACAAGAAGCGUCUACCAAGCACUCCUAAAUUGCCUAUUCUGGACGAGCGCCUUCCUCUGGGACGACCUGGUUAUCCCAGUGGACUUGUCGACCAAAAUGAACCCAGAAAUUCCAGGCUUCUAUUACGAAAAAAAUACUUCAAGAUUCAGGCCAACCAUGUUGCGCCGGCGGGCGCACAAUAUUCGAGAGAAUCUGUGAAGAGGAAGCGUGCGGAGCAAGAGAAACAACAUAAGAGAGUUCAGCUGAAUCAGCGGAUAUCCGAAGAAAAGGUUCGCAAAGCCAGUUUCUCAAAUCAUCCAUUGCUCAGCAAUGACAGCGAACUCGGCUCCCGCAUUCUGCCCCCGUCGCUUCAACAGGAGAGGCAAGCUCGGGCAUACGUGAGCCAGUUGCAUCGAAAAAAGUUGCAUCAAUUCGAGCCUUGGCCCGAUUAUUCUAUCCAGCACGUUAUCCGAAAUCCACGCUCGGGGAUUCUCAUUGCCAGCAAAGUAUGCUUCCCAGACUUUGAAGAGAAGAAGUGGAGUUACAACCGCACAAUGGAGAGAGUUCUGCUCAAAGAGGCAUAUCGGCGACGAUGGACAGUGGGCCCGAGGGUGAUUCAUUCCUCUCGCCUCGAAUGCUUCCAGGGCCAGAUGAUCAAGGCGACUAUCAAUGGCCCUCUUUCUGUACAUUCUUCCUCGGUCUUCAAGCUCCAGUCUCGCAAAGCUCACACUGGCCUAGUCUCUCACCCCAUUCGCAUCCGAACAACACCUUCGUUAUGGUGCUCCUCCGCAUGUCCAACAGGCGACAAGGCCCUCUUCGCCAUCGGAACAUCAAAUGGCCUGCACACUCUCGAGGGCUUCGGAAGCCACUGGACAGUAUCUCAAAAACCAUUCCCAAACGAUGCAAGCUCCCGCAAACGAGGGAACCAGCAAGGGUUCCGUGAGCAUGGUAGCUCCUCCCAUGCAAGCGUGAGUACUGUUGAGUGGCUCUCACCGGAGGUUAUUGCGUCCGGAAUGCGGAAUUCAUCCGUCUUCUUGCACGAUCUUCGCAGUGGAGGGAGUGCAGCACGGUUGCAGCACCCACAUGCUGUUUCGAAGAUCCGCAAAGUUGAUCCCUAUCGGCUCGUUGUCUCUGGAUUCAACUCACUCCAAAUGUACGAUAUUCGGUUCGCCCCGAAUGGCCUCCAACCCAAACCAAAGCCCACCUCUCCCUCGCACACCUCCACACGACCCUACCUGACAUUCCCCGAAUACUCGCCCGACAUAAUCUCCGACUUUGACGUGAGUGGCGAACUGGGCCUUCUCGCAAGUGCCUCGGAUGACCGCCGAAUCCAACUCUUUUCCCUUCAGACUGGCGACCUCAUUCCCUCGCCUCUAUCCAAGUAUCAAUACUCAAAUCCGAUUAAUUGCGUAUCUUUCGAACCUAGCGAGGGAGGUGUUGCAAUCUGUGGUCCACAGACGCCAAGUUUGUUGGUUUGUGCGAAAGCGACGGUCGAUCAAUGGGCUUGGUAG